CGCACUGUGUCGUUUACUGUUUACAACACUGACAGAUAAUUGAAAUUGUUAUUUAUAUUUUUUAUUUAUUAUAAUGAAGAAUGUGAAUGAUUAAUAAAAACUUUAUGCAUAGGUGGGACAAUAGUUGAAUUAUGUUUAUAUAAUAAUUUUUCACAUACAUAACAUUUUAUAGCUUAGACUUUUUUUAUUGCGUUGAUAUGUUGCCAAAUAAUACAUUUAAUGACCGAAACUUUACGAUUUGCACUAUUUCCGAACAAGUUUGCAUAUAUUUUGAAUAAUUAUGGGCUGAAAGUAAAACAAUUGAUCUCUUCCAUCAAUGUUGUAAGGAUAAGUCUCUGUUAAUGGAUGAUCACUUGUGAUUCACCAUAGAGGAUAUUAGAGAUAAAACAUGGACGAGAUGAUUAAUAUUGACGAUGUUGAGACUGGAGUGCGUUCCUCCAAGAGUUCAGCAAUUCCAUUUGGUUGCGUCAGUUCAAACUCUGUGUGCUAUGUCGCGAUUACGAUAGCGACUCUCGCCUUUCUUGGCACCAUUGUUUUUGUUUGUCGCGAUUACAUCCGGAUACUGCUCUAUUGGAUUGAGCAUCAGAAUGCUUGGAUUAUUGCCAUUAUUUUCAUCGGCCUGUUCACAGUUGUGUCGUUCCCCAUUGUGAUUGGCUACCUCUUUCUCAUUGUUGCCAGCGGGUACCUGUUUGGUGUGAUACAUGGUAUGGCAAUUGUUGUGCUUUCUGCUAAUCUUGGCAUUGCCAUCGCUCAUGUCACCCUGGGAUUGUUGUCUACUCGGCUGCCGAUCGGAGCACUUCUGCAGAGCGACACUGCGCGUGCAAUACUGCGUGUUAUCUGUGGACCACAGGCCUUCAAGAUUGUGUUGUUUGCGCGACUCACACCAAUCCCAUUUGGUCUUCAAAAUACUAUCUUUGCAGUCAGUAACAUAGGCGGUUUUCGUUACCACGUAGCCAGCGCGAUAGGUCUACUACCUGCCCAACUGGUCAACGUCUACCUGGGCAGCAGUUUGAGAUCGAUGCAAGAUGUACUGGAGGAUAGAUCAACGGCGGCAACCGGUUACAUUGUCUUCUGUUUUCAGAUAUUGGUGGGAGUUUCGCUGAUGGUCUAUAUUGUACAGAAAGCGCGAAAGGAGCUGCAGCUGACGCUGUUCGAGGCCGAUCUUGCGUCCAUGACGAAUUCCCCGCAUUACAUCAUCGACGGUCUGCCGGAGUCCAAGAUUAUCUUAACGAAUCUAAUUACGUAAUUUUUUUAUGCGAAGUGUCGCUUAUAAUUUUACCAUAAGCGGCAGUCGCCUUUUUUCCUGACAUUCUCACUGAUAUUAUUAUUAUUAUUAUUAUUAUUAUUAUUAUUAUUAUUAUUAUUAUUAUUAUUAUGAUUAUUAUUAUUAUUCGUUUUUAUGCGAUACUUGUUUCCUCUUGCGUACUUCCAGAUAUGUAUUUCGCUAACUUGUCUCGGUGCUUCUGAAAAUCUAGGCUUUCGCGUGGAAAUCUCUUAUCGUGGAGAUGACGCAUAUCAAGUCUUACCAAAGCUAAUGUAAACCUUAGUGACAAACAAAGUUGAUGGAGUUAUAGUGCGCAUAUAUAUUUUGAUAAAUAUGGGCGUAACUGCGAGUCCGACUGUGUAUAAGGCUUUUCCUCGCAAUAGAGUACACUAUUAUAAUUUAUGUAUUGUUCGUACAUAUAUACAUUCAACGUUAAUAAUAGAGACUGAGACUUUACAUUUACACCUUUUACAACGUUCGAUUGACUUUGUUCAUUCUUUCAGUUCGAAAUCCGUUGUUGUUAAUUAACGUUAGUUAACGUCUGUACAUUUGUCCGUCUUCGUGCAAUGUAUUCCGCGUUUAUAUAUAAAUAAUAAAUUGUAUAUUAUAUAUAAAUAAUUAUAUCUGUAUCAUAAUCUCUCGAACAGAGAAUAGCAAAAUAAAUUUGGCAUUUCUUCAACUGAGAA
Messenger RNA from Linepithema humile (Argentine ant), 1950 nucleotides. RefSeq names its product transmembrane protein 64. The record is from RefSeq and is a predicted model, not a curated record. Gene Ontology annotation, biological process: regulation of cytosolic calcium ion concentration. Gene Ontology annotation, cellular component: endoplasmic reticulum. NCBI's taxonomy places the organism in Eukaryota, Metazoa, Arthropoda, Insecta, Hymenoptera, Formicidae.